Messenger RNA from Ricinus communis (castor bean), 953 nucleotides. Its product is annotated as probable glutathione S-transferase. Gene Ontology annotation, cellular component: cytoplasm. The record is from RefSeq and is a predicted model, not a curated record. Gene Ontology annotation, molecular function: glutathione transferase activity. NCBI's taxonomy places the organism in Eukaryota, Viridiplantae, Streptophyta, Magnoliopsida, Malpighiales, Euphorbiaceae. The transcript has 2 exons. The coding region runs from base 83 to 748 and encodes 221 amino acids. Gene Ontology annotation, biological process: glutathione metabolic process.
UUUGCAUGUCAUAGAAGCUAAUCAAACAUACAGAAAUUGAAAAAAGAAGGAAGAAAAACAUAAUUAGUUUGAGAAAUUAAUCAUGGGAGAUGAGCUAGUUCUACUGAAUUACCAUCCGAGUCCGUUCGCAACCAGGGUGAGGAUAGCAUUGGCAGAGAAAGGACUGAAGUAUGAAGCGAAAGAUGAAGAUUUACUGGGCAGCAAGACUGGUCUUCUUCUGAAGAUGAACCCAAUUCACAAGCAAAUCCCUGUCUUGAUUCAUAAUGGUAAACCCAUUUGUGAGUCAAUGAUUAUAGUUCAAUACAUUGAUGAGCAGUGGAACAAUAAAUCUCCACUGUUACCCACUGAUCCUUAUCAAAGAGCUCAUGCCAGGUUCUGGGUUGACCAUUUUGACAAUAAGAUUUUCCCAAUUGCAGCAAAGCUAUGGACAACCAAAGGUGAAACGAAAGAAGCAGCAAAGAAAGACUUGAUUGAGGGCUUGAAGGUUUUGGAGAAGGAGCUUGGGGACAAGCCAUAUUUUGGAGGUGAAAGUCUGGGUUACAUAGAUUUGGGACUUAUCCCAUUCUACACCUUCUUUCACACAUUUGAAUCCUUAGGAAACUUUAGUAUGGCAAAGGAGUGCCCUAAGCUUGUGGAAUGGGGUAAGAAAUGCUCGCAGAAGGAGACAGUGUCCAAAUCUUUAUGUGACCAUAACAAGGUUUAUGAAAUUAUUCUGGAGUUCAGAAAGAGGUUGGGAGCUGAAGAAUAGGCGCUAUAUAUAUACUUUUUAUACUCUAUUGCAGUAUUUUUAUUCUCUUUGGUAUUAAACAGAAUUGAAAAUAAUUUGCACCUUCCCACUUUUACGAAGAAUAAAUACCAUUGUUUUUCGUAAAUAAUAAUAAUAAAUAAAUGUAAUAACUCAUUAUGUAUGAAUAUUUCUAUAAUAAAAUAAAUAAUUAUUUUCUUUUGGAUCA